This is a messenger RNA of Miscanthus lutarioriparius, 429 nucleotides long. Lineage: Eukaryota; Viridiplantae; Streptophyta; Magnoliopsida; Poales; Poaceae. The record is from the annotation of a GenBank genome assembly.
AUGGCGCUCGGCCGCGUCCCCGACGAGCCUUACCAGGGCUUCGUCGCCGACGGCGUCGACGUGUACGCCGCGCGGCCGGAGGCGCUCCCGUUCCCGCGCUGCAACAGGGGCCUGCACGACAAGGUCUGGGACUACUACUUCACCACGCGGCCCGCGGCGGUGGGAGGAGGAUCCGGCGUGGGGGGCGGCAGCGAGGACGACGUCCGGGACGUGGCAGCUGGUGGGUGCUGGCGGCGGUACGGCGCCGAGAAGGAGUACGUCGGCGACGACGGGGAGGUCUACGGGUUCCGCCGCAGGUUCGCGUUCCACGAGGCCGGGGACCCCGGCAAGAAGACGGUGUGGAGGAUGGAGUUCCGCCUCAACGAGGCUCCGCCCGCCUUGCGCGGCGUCGUGCCGUCGUGUUCCACCCCAGCGCCAAGGGACUGGUGA